Chelonoidis abingdonii (Abingdon island giant tortoise) is the source of this 3270-nucleotide messenger RNA. NCBI's taxonomy places the organism in Eukaryota, Metazoa, Chordata, Testudines, Testudinidae. The record is from RefSeq and is a predicted model, not a curated record.
UUGUUCCAGCCCCUGGGGGUCUCUCCAUGUGCAAACAGUAUCUGCUCCUUACUGGGAAAGCAGAUCCAAGCAUGCAGAGGUGUUUAACUCUCCAAGGGCACUCCCCUUCCCUGGCUUAUCCACUGCCUUGGCCACUCUUGUGCAUUCGCCCUGUGGCACUUAGCAUCUCCAAAGCCUGUCACGGGUCCAAGCUAGACAUUUAGCUGGAGGUACCGUUCUGCAGAAGCUGCAGACACUUAUGCACAUGAGUAAUCGGUGAGUGAAGUGAGUCUGAACACAGAAACAUGAGUUAACAGAGAAGCCUCUUUGCAGGAUCACGGCUGUGCUGUGGUCAGCUUCCUUCUAGAGACCAUGACUCUUGCCGUUAACCAGAGGAUUUUAUAUUUCUAGAGCCUUGGUGUGUAAACUGUUCAAUGAAUGGCUGCACAUUGUUCUGUAUUACAAUUGUCGUACUGUCGAGAGGCCCCAUAGUGUUGGGGACUCUGCGCAUACAGAAUGAAAAGGGUGAUAAAUGCUGGGAAGAGCCAGCACAACGAGGAUCAAGCCUGCUGUGAGGUGGUGGUGGUGGACAGAAGAUGCAGUCCGAGGUGUAACCCAGUGCCCAAGGAAUGCACAGAGGAAGCGGAGGGGCAGGGCAGGAAGGACCUUUGCUUCCACUAUUGGGGCUUGUUUGACGGCCACGCUGGCAGCGGUGCCGCUGUCAUGGCAUCCAAGCUGCUUCACCUUCACAUCUGCGACCAGCUCAGGGACCUGGUGGAUAUCUUACAGGACUCCUCCCCUCCCCCGCUCUGCCUUCCGGGAAUUGCUCGGGAGCUCCCGGCUGAGCAGAACCGGGCCCCCCUCGCACAAGCGGAUGCGGAGCUCCCCAGCGAUGCCCUACCCCGAUUCCACCUGGAGAAGGCCGUCUCUCACGAAAGCCUGGUGAUCGGUGCGAUCGAGAACGCCUUCAAGCGGAUGGAUGAGCAGAUUGAGCGGGAGCGGAUGACCCGGCUCGUGGCAGGAGGCUGCUGUGCCCUGGCUGUGGUUUACCUGCUGGGGAAAGUCUACGUGGCAAACGCAGGCGACAGUAGGGCCAUUAUCAUCCGUAACGGGGAAAUCAUUCCAAUGUCCAGGGAAUUUACUCCAGAAACAGAGAGGCAGAGGCUACAGUUUUUAGGUUUUUUGAGACCUGAGCUGCUGGGGAAUGAGUUCACGCACCUUGAGUUUCCCCGGAGAAUUCAGCACAAGGAGCUGGGGAAGAAGAUGCUGUACAGAGACCAGAACAUGAACGGCUGGGCCUAUAAAAGGAUAGAAGAGGACGACCUGAAGUUUCCGCUUAUCUACGGAGAAGGCAAAAAGGUAAAGGAACUGCAGGCACGGGUGAUGGCCACAAUAGGGGUCACGCGGGGCUUAGGAGACCAUGACCUGAAGGUGUACAACUCCAAUAUCCACAUCAAGCCUUUCCUCUCCUGUGUCCCUGAGGUCAGAGUUUACGACCUGACACAGUACGAACACUGCCCUGACGACGUGCUGGUCCUGGGCACCGACGGGCUCUGGGACGUGACCAAUGACCGGGAGGUGGCUGACGUGGUCAAGGAAGUGCUGAUGGACUACGAGCCGAAUGACCCCUGCAGGUACACCGUGGCUGCCUACGAGCUGGUGGUGAGGUCCAGAGGGGUGCUGAAGGAGCGAGGCUGGCGGCUGCCCAAUGACAAGCUGGGUUCCGGAGACGACAUCUCUGUCUUCGUGAUUCCUCUGGGCGGCCCCGGCAAUUACACAUGAGGCCAAGCUGCCCCGGGGCGUGGCACUGCUACAGUUGGCAUGGGACCAGGACCUGGGGGGGCACAGGGGCCACCUGACCAGCUUCCUGCCUCUCCUACAAGAGGAGUAAGAAACCCUGGAACCUAGCCUGCCCCCGCGCCCCCUCUCCGCCUGCUGCUUCUCUGCCGCUGGGCAGAGCAUAGAGCCAUAGCAGCUAGUGAUGGAAAAGCUGGCUGGGGCCCUCGGGCUGGGGAGAGCAAGGGAGGACUGUUUUGAUACCAGCACCUAUAGCCAACCCUACCCAACCUGGUUCCCAUUGGAGGACUGCGUUCUUACUCAGCUCUCCAAGUGUCCUCUGCAGGGAUGGGAGAGAGCCCCCAGGACUGUGGUUGCUGGUUCUGGUAAUGUGAGAAUGGGGUGGAUUAGCGGAAGGGGCUGCAGUUCCCCACGCCUUGGGGAGUGAGUGCUGCCCUCUGCAAACCCUUCUUCCUCCCCUGUCGAGAUCUGCACCACCCACUGCUCCCACACGCCCGUGGGACAGGCGCCUGUCCAGUCCUCGUAACAACACUAGUGCCUAAUCGCCUGGCAUGCACAGUCCUGGCACUCGAUCUCUUGCUCGUAGCUAAGGUAACAGUCCUGCCAGAGAGAGCACUGGGAUGGAGCCAUGCUGUGGGUGGCUGUGACCAAGCACCCUUCCUUCAUGCUUGGCCUGCUGCUGGUCAUGCAGCCUUCAGUCCACUUACUGUGUCUUAGUCUCAGCUUUGUAACCUGGAGUAGGCACCCAGUUACCAUGGUGAUGGUCACUGUAUAAAUACUUAGAAAUAUAUGUAAGUGGGCUUCCCGUGAACUAGUACCACCCCUGCUAGUCCUCUGCGCCUUCCACCAGAACUGCUUUAGCACCCUGGGCCGAUGUUGAGUUCCCAGGUGCCAAAGGUGGGGAUUGGCUCAAUGAUUGUUUGUUGUUAAUUGAAGAGCUGGUCUGAAAAUUUCCAAAUUUAAAUGAAAACAACUGGGAUGAAACAUCCACUAACUUUCAUCCCAUUUUUCCACCAGCUGUAAUGAAUUUGGUGCUUAGUUCUGUUCAAAAUACAGACCAGGCCUCCCCCAAAGACCUUGCAACUUAAAUAUGCUGCAUCUAUGUGCUUAGCUGAGAGCCGAGGAUAAUUAAUAAGGUGUGUGUUUUUUCUAAAAAAAGCAAAUCACUUUCUUUCCUGUAUUAAUCUCAAAGCAGUGACCUGCUCUGCCCUGCUCUGCAGAAUGCUUGAUUUAGAAAAAGCAACACGGUCUGCAAACCUCUGAUCUGAGAUAUGAAUUUUCUGGGUCUCUGCAGAGUGUGAUGAAGGGUAGUAGCUAUAAAAUGCUGUCCCAGGGUAGCAAAUUCCCUCCGUUUCUGAAACACACUUUGGCAUUGACUAUUUCUCGUGUCCUGCUGCUGCCAGGAGCACGAAGUACUGUCAUGAUGUGUCACCUUCUGGUGAAUGUUGUUUGUAACUCGUAAUUUGUGAGAUGUAAAUAAACUGGGUACACUUA